AUGGCUUCUGCCGACGUCGCUUCCUUCAUAGGACAGCUAACUAAAUCAGGCAUUCCAUUCAAAACACCAACAGAUCCUGAUUGGGCUACGUAUUCAUCAACUUAUAAUCUACGCCUUCCGGUCACUCCUGCUGUUGUCGUUGUCCCAUCCACGAUCGAACAUAUCAGCAAUGCCGUUACAUUUGCAGGCAAACAUGGAUUCAAAGUGCAGGUCCGAUCUGGAGGGCACUCAUAUGCAUCCUACAGCAAUGGAGGCUUGAAUGGUUCUGUGGUAAUAGACCUUAGGGAAAUUCAAUUCCGAAGUGUCUCGGCUUCAGAGGACCCCAACUGUGUUAUAGUUGGUAGCGGCAUGCGAUUAGGCGAGUUGGCUCAAACUAUUGACCAACGUAUGGGCUGGAAACGCGCUCUUCCUCAUGGCACUUGCGCAAGCGUUGGAGUCGGCGGGCAUUUCACGCAUGGAGGAUAUGGAUUCUUCUCCCGUGCUUGGGGACUUGCUAUGGAUCGCAUAGCAAAGAUCAUGGUGGUAUUAGCAAACGGUCAAUUGGUUCUUGCUGAUGAAAAUCAGAAUCCUGAACUGUUCUAUGCGAUGCGAGGCGCGGCUGACUCUUUUGGCAUCGCGGUAUCCUUUUAUCUUAAUACAGUGCCUACGCCCGAAUCUGUCAUACAUUGGGACUUUAAGGUCAGCGAUGCAACGAAAAGCGUCGAGAGUGCCAUCAGAGCCUUUCAGCAUAUCCAAGCAUUUGUUCACGAUAGCUCUGUCGUCGACCGCCAGCUGGGGCUCAAUGUGACUCUGUCAUCGGACUAUUUCGCAGUAGGGGGUGCCUACUUGGGAUCUCGCAAUGAUUUCGUACGAAAGGUCAUACCAGCAUUGCUAGAAGGCAUUCCCGAAUUUCCAACCAUCGAAGUCAAGCAGGUAGAUUGGGCAACGUCUCUCAAGCUACUCAACCAAGGCCGAGAACUAGACUCUCCGACAGAUUCCUUAGAGCAGGCCAAUUUCUUCGCCAAGAGCGUUACCAUACCCGAGCCGGGUUUUACUACCGAAUCGCUGACGGACUUCUUUACAUACCUCCUUGAUAAAGGCGCACGAGCACCUAUCUCGUACUUCAUCUUAGUCGACUUGUACGGUGGUGCCGACAGCCAGAUCAACGCCAAAGAUCUGAGCUUCUCCGCCUUUGCACACCGUAAUACUCUGUGGGUCACCCAACUAUACGGCUAUGUUGACAACGAGCAAGUAUUUCCACCGGAAGGUCUUGACUUCGUCAACGGAUUGGCGGGCGCCAUGACAGCGCGCCUCCCGGGUUACGGAGCGUACUCUAAUUAUACCGAUCCGAGUCUGCCAAGAGAAGAAGCAAAUGAUCUAUACUAUGGAAAAGAACUUCACAAGAAGCUGAAACAGUUAAAAAGGGUUAUAGAUCCGAACAACGUUUUUGCGAAUCCCCAAUCAAUUGAGGGAUAG
Molecule: messenger RNA, 1455 nt
Organism: Daldinia childiae
Lineage: Eukaryota; Fungi; Ascomycota; Sordariomycetes; Xylariales; Hypoxylaceae
Product: Reticuline oxidase
Exons: 2
Coding region: 1-1455 (484 amino acids)
Molecular function (GO): oxidoreductase activity; FAD binding
Source: RefSeq, a predicted model, not a curated record